AUUUCACUGUUUCAUUGUUUGCUCGCUCUGAUGCUUUUACCUGAUUGGGAACGAGGGGGGAACAAACUCUCUCUGUAACCCCACAUCAGCUCCCCCCACCCCUUCUGUGAAAGAGAAAUUUGCCACCCGUGCUGCAGUUCCUCUACAGUCUUUAAUUUGAAGUCACUCCUAACAGAGCGUGUUCCCUCAGGCAGAAUCGCGCGCGCUGCAGCCUGCUAUUCACAUUCAAAAGGGCUUACUGAAUAGCAGCACAUGAGUGGAUCCACCAAGGACAGACUAAUCUGAAUACAGCUUUUGUUUAAUAUGUUAUUUUGAAUGUUUUUUUUUUUCAUGCAUGGGUGAGACCUGAACAAAAAGUUGGCACCUGCAGGAGAUCUCUUUGCGUAAAGGACCGGGUCUGAAUCAUGUAUUGCGCGGAAUCUCUGCUCUCUUGCGAUUAAUUUACAGGAGAUACGCGCAUCUCCACAUCUCCAUCUCCACAGGAUGAGAGUCGCGCGCUGAGUGUUAUUGGACGGUUUUGGGGCAGGGGGAGAGCCAACUUGCGUAAAGAGCCUGAUUCUGCACAAGUAUUAAUUUGACACAAGUAAGGAGGAUUGAUACGAUGUCAGCCAUACGGAGGAAAUUUGGAGAGGACUACCAGGUGGUAAACACCAACCGGGGCAUGACUUUUUCUGCCCCGGUCAAGAGAAAGAGGCAGCGGUUUGUGGAGAAGAACGGCCGCUGCAACGUCCAGCACGGUAACCUUGGCGGAGAGACCAGCCGGUACAUCUCCGAUCUCUUCACCACGCUGGUGGAUCUCAAGUGGCGCUGGAACCUGCUCAUCUUCAUCCUCACUUACACGGUCGCGUGGCUCGUCAUGGCUUCGAUGUGGUGGGUGAUCGCGUACAUCCGCGGCGACCUGAGCCACGGCGGCCACGACUCGUCCUACACCCCGUGCGUCGCCAACGUGUACAACUUUCCCUCAGCGUUCCUGUUCUUCAUCGAGACGGAGGCGACCAUCGGCUACGGCUACCGCUACAUCACGGAGAAGUGCCCCGAGGGUAUCAUCCUCUUCCUCUUCCAGUCGCUGCUGGGCUCCAUCGUGGACGCCUUCCUCAUCGGCUGCAUGUUUAUCAAGAUGUCGCAGCCGAAGAAGCGCGCGGAGACGCUCAUGUUCAGCCAGGACGCGGUCAUUUCGCAGCGGGACGGGAAGUUGUGCCUCAUGUUCCGCGUGGGGAACCUGCGGAACAGCCAUAUGGUGUCCGCGCAGAUCAGGUGUAAACUCAUCAAGUCCCGGCAGACCCCAGAGGGUGAGUUCCUGCCCCUGGACCAGUGCGAGCUGGACGUGGGUUUUGGGACGGGGGCCGACCAGCUCUUCUUGGUGUCGCCUCUAACCAUCUGCCACGAAAUCAACACCAAGAGCCCAUUCUUCGAUCUGUCGCAGCGCUCUCUCAUGAACGAGCAGUUUGAGAUUGUCGUCAUCCUAGAAGGCAUUGUGGAAACCACUGGUAUGACAUGCCAGGCGAGGACAUCUUAUACUGAGGAUGAAGUUUUGUGGGGUCAUCGUUUCCUCCCUGUCAUGUCACUGGAAGAGGGCUUCUUCAGAGUUGACUACUCCCAGUUCCACAACACCUUUGAGGUUCCAACACCUCCCUACAGCGUCAAAGAGCAGGAGGAAAAGUCCUCAUUGACAUCACCAAACCCUCUGCCAGUUGCACCCACCCCCACCUCCCCUCUGCUGGGUAACGGUGGCCGUGGAGGCCGGAGGGAAAGGCUCCUGUCGGCCGACUACGCAGACCACGUAGAGGACCAAGCCUCUAGGCUGCCAAGCAAACUCCAGCGCAUGAGCUCCACCAAGGAGGAGCACCUCUGGAAGGGGCUGAAGACAGGGGCAGCUUUACCGGGCGGGGGGAAGGCCUCCAGCACAGGAGACCUGCCGCUUAGCAUUCAGAGGCUGAGGUCCAGCUCCAUCCCAGCUUCGCGGCAAGGACAUCCGGAGGAGCAGGUCCAGCUGUUGUCCUUGGAUGAUGCUGAGGAGGGCGAGCUGGAGAGACACAAACUGCCAGCAGCCAUCAGCACCAUUGCUGCUCCAAUUCCAACACCAAUCCAGAUUCCCUUGGUAGGGGGUCGGCCGGAGGACAACCUGCCCCCAAAACUGCGCAGAAUGAAUGCCGACCGCUGACUUCGGCAAACUACCUUUAAGACUAAAAAGACAUUAUGAAAUUGAAUCAGGCUUGAUGGGCAUUGUAUAUAAAUGAAGACUACUGUGAUAAGUUUUAUUUUUUUUCUGCAGAUUUUGUCAAGUAUUUUACAGUUACUUACAGGCUCUCUACUAAGUUGUCCAUUGCCACAAAUAGAAGGACAACACCAAUAAGCCAUCCACCCGCUCAUACUGUGAGUCAUUUUUGAUAGAUCACCAUCUGUGCCCCCCACUGACUUUUAACACUUCUGCCCUUGUGCUUGUUUCUUUCACUUCUGUUCAUGGAGACGCAUCAAAGACUUUCUUAUUAUCUCAACCAACAACAUUUUUCAAUUAUUCAAGCACCAAAGUGGCAGUCAUAAAGAAGACUGACCUGAACUGACUAUUCACUAAACCCCUCCACCAAACAGUGAUUGUCCAAUCAUUACUUAGUCAUAACUAGGCUUUGGUAGGCUUGUCAAGCUUUGGAUUUCUCCUCAUGCCUCAAGCGGUGCAUAUAGGGCUGUAUUAUAAGUGAUUAAAUAAGUAAUUAAAGAAUUUCGAUGGUAGCGUCUUUCUUUAAACCCUUCCAAACCAAAAACACAAGGGCAAAAAUGUGAGCAAGUGAUUAAAAUGUGUAUCUGUGUACUAUAAAGCAAGCUGCUAAUGUCCAGCUAACAAGCUUACUACCUGCAGGGCUAAGCAAGCGUUAUACUUUCAAGGGCGAGAAGCACGUUAUUAAUUAACUACUUACAGUAGUUUAUGUGGCUCUGGUUACAUUUAAAAAAGCACAGUUCGCGACUAGCACAUCUCACUGUGUUUCUCCUACAGUCUUAAAGGUGAAAACAUAAUGUUGAAUUACAAACUAGUAUGUAAGCUAAUCAGCCAGAGUUAUGUAAGAACAAAAUAAAACAGCCUCUUCUCACAUUUGACUAGCUCUACACAGCAACACAAGAACAAAGCCAUAUUUUUUCUUUUAUCUCAAAAUCAUGUACAGUAUAUAUAGCCAUCAAGUGCAUAUUUCUACAAUUGUGUAUUAGGGCCAUUUUAUGAAAAAAGGGGAGCCUGGAGAGGGGGGUAAUAUUCAGAGAAUAAAAAUGCAGAAUUUCCAAGGUUAAAGUUGUAAAUUAAAAAAAAAAGAUUAAAGUGACAUUUUUACAAGAAAUAAACCCUCAGUAACUCAAAUAUUCUCUGAGUUUAUGAAGUCGUAAAUUCAAUCUCAGAUAAUAUCACUUUUUUGGUAAAUUUCCAAUUUUAAUCUCGUUUUUUCGUAGAAACCCUAACCCUAACCAACCUUGCCGCACUCCAUUUUAUUUGUAUAUCUCAUGGCCCUAGCUUAAUUAACUAGCUAGUGUUCGAAAUCAGUGGUUCUCUACUGGAAACAAGAAACCUGGUUUGUCUACCUCUCUCUGAGAUCAAGGAUCCAUUAUUUCCAAAAUUACUGAGAAUUCUCGGUGAUUACUACCAUUAUUGCUAUAAACUACAUGCUGUGUGAGAAUGAAAGCUUGAUAAGCAUGGGGCUUAGCGAACGGUCAAUCAACCCGAACUGGGCAAAAAACAAAAUUAAAAGUCUAACACAAGUCAGGUUGAUACACUUUAUUUAUUUAUCACUUGCACUGAAUAUUUGUUUAUCUGAAUGCUCAUUUGAGUUGUAUGUUUACUACUGUACAAUUUUAACUGUUUUUACCCUUUGGUGCAGUGUUUGCAUUGGCCUGCUAUACGCAUGGGUGACCAAAUGUAAUCACUUAUCAGUUGUGGACUACAGACUUUCUUUCAUCAUGAAUGAUGAUUUGAUUUAUUAAAAUGUAAAACAAAUAUCUGGGAAUGCAGGGAUGCUGACAUCAGGAGACACAUGUUAUUGCCAAUAUAAAGGUAGGAUAAAACUUCACAUUGCAACUGCUGAAUAAUAAAUUCUUUGAAAUCACAA
Lates calcarifer (barramundi perch) is the source of this 4085-nucleotide messenger RNA. RefSeq names its product G protein-activated inward rectifier potassium channel 1-like. NCBI's taxonomy places the organism in Eukaryota, Metazoa, Chordata, Actinopteri, Centropomidae. Gene Ontology annotation, molecular function: G-protein activated inward rectifier potassium channel activity. Gene Ontology annotation, cellular component: plasma membrane. Gene Ontology annotation, biological process: potassium ion import across plasma membrane; regulation of monoatomic ion transmembrane transport. The record is from RefSeq and is a predicted model, not a curated record.